This is a messenger RNA of Pseudocercospora fijiensis CIRAD86, 540 nucleotides long. RefSeq lists its product as uncharacterized. NCBI's taxonomy places the organism in Eukaryota, Fungi, Ascomycota, Dothideomycetes, Mycosphaerellales, Mycosphaerellaceae. The transcript has 8 exons. The record is from RefSeq and is a predicted model, not a curated record. The coding region runs from base 1 to 540 and encodes 179 amino acids.
AUGAAGAGUUGGAAUACCAUGCCAGGGAAGGUCGCUACAGGCAACGACACAAUCCGCCAGGCCUCCUAUCUCGUGAAGUGCUCGCCAAUGACCGGUUUCGAACGAACCACAACACAUAUCACAUCAUAUUUACGGCCGGAGAACGAACUGACGAAUGGACUCAUGUAUCUCCAUGACACAACAACCCAAACAUGGUCCACUGCAUCGACAACACCGGAACAAAGCCUCGUGCCACGCGCUUUCGAGCGAGCAAAAUCCAGGACUGAACGGAAGAUUUGCGCUCCCUUGCCUGUCGUGCUAUCCACUCACGAAGCGAUCACACAUUACAUCAAGGGAUUCAAAAUCAGUGGCCGAGAGAGAAAAAAAGCGUACUCACGACGUCUAAGAUCGGAUAGAUGUACGAAAACCUUGGAAUUCUUUGGUUAUCGAACGCUACUCGUUCACUCCCUCCAAUUCAAUCUUAAAAAGAUGCUGGUCCGUCGCUUGAACUCGCUCCAGGCUGCACUGAGGUUCAAAGAAAAGGAAUCGUUCCAUCGCUGA